Molecule: messenger RNA, 990 nt
Organism: Trichomonas vaginalis G3
Lineage: Eukaryota; Parabasalia; Trichomonadida; Trichomonadidae
Product: keratin-associated protein family
Exons: 1
Source: RefSeq, a predicted model, not a curated record
AUGUAUGACAACAUCUCUGAUUUCACAAGAUAUGAUGACGACCAUGACCCCGAACACGGUGAAGAAGAAGUUUUACAAACAUCCAUUAAGACAGGAAAGGUUUUAACUCAAAGUCUCAUUAUUGACACCAAAGAUGGCGAAGUGGACGUUCUUCAAGAGCUGAAGAAAAAUACUUCUGAAGGAGGUGGUGGUAGGCAUGAACUUGAAAUAAAUGAGAUAGAAGAGAAAUUAGCCGAAAAAGCAGAUAAAAACCAUGUUCAUUAUAUAAGUUCAGACGAACAGAUUAUAACGGACUACCAUGGAUAUUUAACACAGGAUGAACAAAUAAGCACUGAAGAUGUUAAUGAAAGAAGAUAUAAAUUCAUUCGUGCUAAAGGUUAUGACAUACACUGUACUGUACAGUAUGACACAGGUAAACCACCAGAAGCAUUUGGUUAUAACGAUGAAAUUUAUGCUUCAUACUUCUUUGUUAACGGUGUAUUAGUUGAACCAAGAUUUACUUUGAGAGUUAAGGCAAAAAUAACUUUUGAAGAUGCUAUUAAAAGUAAAGCUGACAAAGAUGAACUUGACGCAACGAACAAAGUUUUGAAAUCUCAUAAACACAAUAUCUCCGAUAUAAAUGAACUUCAAGCUACAUUAAAUAGUAAAGCUGACAAGAACCAUACACAUGAAUCCUUCACUACUGUUAGAGCAGACGACAUAAUAUUGAACUAUACCCUUGGUUCAAGUGCACCUUUAGAGAAUCCAAGUACAAGCGUAAAAGAUACACUAAACAAUUUAGAUAACAGAUGUAUGAACAUUGAAGGUCAUGCCAGAAACUUUGAAGCAUACGAACUACCAGCAAUGUUAGAUAAGAAAGCCGACAAAACUUAUGUAGAUGAAAAUUAUGCAAAGAAGUCGGAAGUAAAUGCUGCGCUUAAUGGAAAAGCCGAUAAAGAGCACGUGCAUGAAGAAUUUCAAACAAUCAGGAUUAAAGAAAUUAAGGCAUGC